Messenger RNA from Botrytis fragariae, 291 nucleotides. RefSeq lists its product as uncharacterized. Bases 1 to 291 code for a protein of 96 amino acids. The transcript has a single exon. Lineage: Eukaryota; Fungi; Ascomycota; Leotiomycetes; Helotiales; Sclerotiniaceae. The record is from RefSeq and is a predicted model, not a curated record.
AUGCUCUUCCCCCAAUUAUCCCUCACCCUACACGACAUUCUCCAAAGGAACGGCACUAAUCCCGCAGACCUCAAAGCGUUCGCCUACUACACACAGCCCCUAGUGCCCGAAUGCCAAACCUAUGGCCCCUACUCCCCUCAAUGUUUCUCGCCGCCCCUCGACUACGCCGCAGAGCUCGUAGCAGCAAUAUCGUGCUCCGAUGGCUUAGCUCCGAUGGAUAUGAUGGCUACUGAGUUCGCGGAGUAUUGGCGGAGGGUGGGGGGGCAAAGUGUUUAUCUGGGAGAUCGGUGA